AUGUCGCUUACGCUGAAUCCAAGUGCUUCUGCCAACUCUUUUGGGUCGAGUCACAGGUGUCAGUCACUUCACACUCCUAUACACACAACGGUUCGUCGUGUGCGGACGCCCCAGCAGUCAACGGUGAAGUACGUGGAGGCAUUGGACCAUCUCAGCACGAAGCUUAAGAUUCCCACCAGUGCGGUGGAGCCAACGAAUGCGUUACAGGAUGAUGGACUUGUGCCGGGCAUUUGUCGUCUGUUUCUUGAGGGCCGAUGUAAGCAAGGCAGUCGUUGUUUUCAGGUUCACGUUCAGCAGGAUGUACUGGAGUUUCUCCGCAAGGAAACCCUUGAGACCCCAUCUUGCUGUUAUCUGCAUGGGGCUCCAUGCAAUUACGAAGGGUUGCCUUUCGCUUUAACGGUAAACAUUGGAAGCAAAACCGUCGGGCUCCACUCCCUAAAUCCGACAAACUACCUGUGGAGUAUAUACAACGAGCAUGGAGAGAGUCAACUUGCCGUGUCGAAGGGGCGUGUCUGUCGCGAGCACCGACGCGGUUUGUGCCGCUUUGGUGAGGAGUGCGGUUUUCUGCACAUUUGCCGAGAGAUACCGCUGGACGGCGAUGAGUAUAUCAGCGCAACACCUGUAUCCAUUCCACGCGUGCACAACAGGGCGUCUCUCUCUGGCAGUGUUCCUGCUUCAACCGCCAAUAACAUGCAUCAUAACAAUGGAGACGUCGCUGGUGAUGGCCACUCACAAAAUAUGUGUGGGCUUCACACUGAGGACGCCAACGGGGCUGCGCAAUCUCUCAAUGCUAGCAGCUUUAAUGCCUGUAGUUUCAACGGGGGCUAUCCCACAGGUGGUCUGAAUGGUCACUACGGGAACUAUAAUAACCAGUGUACUUCCUUCCUUGGAGGCGAGAGUGGGUGCGGUUCUCUUGCUAGUGUACCUCGUAGUCGUACGUCCUUCAGUUACCGUAUGAAAAAUAUGGCCAGUGGCGACAGCGAGGAUGGGGUAGUGAGGGGACCAUUGCUUCGUCCUUUGGGAGGAGUUGCUCCUUCCCGGGGCUUGACGAGUCAGCGGCACAAUCCCUACGGUGAUGCCUCUUCUCCUCAGUAG
This is a messenger RNA of Trypanosoma rangeli, 1095 nucleotides long. RefSeq lists its product as uncharacterized. The record is from RefSeq and is a predicted model, not a curated record. Lineage: Eukaryota; Euglenozoa; Kinetoplastea; Trypanosomatida; Trypanosomatidae. The coding region runs from base 1 to 1095 and encodes 364 amino acids. The transcript has a single exon. Gene Ontology annotation, molecular function: metal ion binding.